This is a messenger RNA of Alnus glutinosa, 2034 nucleotides long. Its product is annotated as serine/threonine-protein kinase rio2. Gene Ontology annotation, molecular function: protein serine/threonine kinase activity; ATP binding. The record is from RefSeq and is a predicted model, not a curated record. Bases 190 to 1614 code for a protein of 474 amino acids. The transcript is spliced from 14 exons. Gene Ontology annotation, biological process: maturation of SSU-rRNA; protein phosphorylation. Gene Ontology annotation, cellular component: nucleus; cytosol; preribosome, small subunit precursor. Lineage: Eukaryota; Viridiplantae; Streptophyta; Magnoliopsida; Fagales; Betulaceae.
UUUUGCUUGCAAUUCAACCGCCUCUGAGAAGAGACCCACGAUCCCACGAACACCCGCUUCAAUUUAUAAGGACUAGCAGAGUAGGGUUUGGGCCAACUUACCUGUGCGGCGAAAGGAACUGUCCCGGCCGUCUUACAUAGCCUCCUCCGUUCCUCAGGACCAACAAGCGGCGGUGCAGUAGAAGUCACAAUGAAGCUGAACGUGGACGUUUUGAGAUAUCUCUCCAAGGAUGAUUUUAGGGUUCUCACCGCCGUCGAAAUGGGAAUGCGCAAUCAUGAAAUUGUACCUGCGGAGCUUGUCGACCGCAUAGCCUCUCUAAAACAUGGGGGCACUUACAAAGUUUUGAAAAAUUUGCUCAAGCAUAAGCUCUUGCACCAUGACUCUUCCAAAUAUGACGGGUUUCGGCUCACCUACCUUGGUUAUGAUUUUCUUGCUAUUAAGACAAUGGUUAACCGCGGAGUUUUUAUGGCGGUUGGUCGUCAGAUUGGGGUUGGAAAAGAGUCUGAUAUCUUUGAGGUUGCCACGGAAGAUGGUACAAUCCUAGCCAUAAAGUUGCACCGACUUGGUAGAGUUUCUUUUAGGGCUGUCAAAUCUAAGCGUGACUACUUGAGGCAUCGUACUAGUUACAGUUGGCUGUAUUUGUCCCGCCUCGCUGCAAUCAAAGAGUUUGCUUUUAUGAAGGCUUUGGAGGAACAUGGUUUUCCUGUUCCAAGGGCCGUGGACUGUAAUAGGCAUUGUGUGGUUAUGUCACUUGUCCAAGGUUACCCUCUUGUACAGGUUAAGGAAUUGCAAAAUCCGGAGACGGUUUUUGAAAGGAUCGUUGGUCUUGUUGUUCGUCUAGCAGAACAUGGUCUCAUUCACUGUGACUUCAAUGAAUUCAAUAUUAUGAUUGAUGAUGAUGAGAAGGUCACCAUGAUUGAUUUUCCACAGAUGGUAUCUGUAGACCAUCGUAAUGCACAGAUGUACUUUGAUCGUGAUGUUGAAUGCAUCUUUAAGUUUUUCAGCAAGAGGUUCAACAUGUCUUUUCAAGAAAGCCUAGAUGACAUUGAUGGUUCAGAGGUAGACACAGAUGAAAGUGGCCGACCUCGCUUUUCUUCAAUAGAAAAAGGUGCUGGUUUUCUAGACAAGGAACUUGCAGCCAGUGGAUUUACUAGAAAGGAUCAAGAGGACAUGGAGAAGUGCAUUGAAGGAGGUAUAGAGAAGGAUGCAGGUAGUGGUGAGGAAGAAAGUGAAGGUGGUGGACACAGUUCUGACUCUGAGUUAAAUGAAUCUUAUAUAAGUGGUGUUGUUUCUCUGCAGUUGCAAGAGCAGGAAGAGCAGACUUUAAAUUGUGAUGGGGAAGGCAGAGUAGAGGAGAAUCAACAAAACUCUGAAGUACGUCAAAGUCAAACCAGUGGACCUGAAACUCAAGAUGCGAGUGACAAGGAGGAAGAUAAUCAGACCAUGAAUGAUGAUGAUGCUGAAUUGAUGAAGCGUUUAAGAAAGCAGAAUCGGCGUGCCAUAGCAUCAGUGCGUGGAGGACGGAAGACUGUAGCAUCCAGAAAUAGCUACAAAGACAAGGGUGGCAAGUCCUCCCAUAAUUCAAAAAUGCAGAAGCAAUUGAGUGGCUGGUGAAAUUUUGCAAAGAAUCACCAUGCGAUCCAAGGCAUAGAAGCUAUCAAUUAAAUCGGCUGUGACCAAUGAUAUGCAAAUUAGAUGAAGAAGUUUAUUCCUGCAAAAUCCUGUGUGUUUAUCAAACAAGCAUGGUGGGUGACAGGAAGAAAAUGAGUUGGAUGGAAUGGCUCUGUGAGUGUCGUAGGCAGUGUACGUUUCAUUAAAUGUUCAUUCAUGCAACUGGCAAAGUCUGUAUUAUAUAUAAUUGUUAUCUUAUCUACAUAGAAAUUUUAGUGUAAUGAGACGAGGAGGAGGCUACGUUACUCUCUCGAAUCUUUUUUGACCUUUCUACAUGGUUUUGGUUCCCAGGAGGCCAGUAUAUAUUUAUGUCACGUGACAAUCUUUUUAACUUUGUUUAACGAUCUCAAGAAUUUUGUUAAA